This is a messenger RNA of Salarias fasciatus (jewelled blenny), 2514 nucleotides long. It is a transcript of the gene brap, whose product is annotated as BRCA1 associated protein. NCBI's taxonomy places the organism in Eukaryota, Metazoa, Chordata, Actinopteri, Blenniiformes, Blenniidae. The coding region runs from base 405 to 2198 and encodes 597 amino acids. The record is from RefSeq and is a predicted model, not a curated record. Gene Ontology annotation, molecular function: ubiquitin protein ligase activity; zinc ion binding; nucleic acid binding. The transcript is spliced from 13 exons. Gene Ontology annotation, biological process: protein ubiquitination; Ras protein signal transduction. Gene Ontology annotation, cellular component: cytoplasm.
CCCUUCACUCUUCAGGACUCGAUGUGAAAAUAACCUCGACCUACGGAGGGCAGCAUUAUGCAACGGCUUCCCUGCGUCCAGCCUGCCGGAUCCCUAGUAGAAGAAGAAGCUGUGUCAGCUGUGAAUGCACGGCCUCGUCUGAAGUCGGCUGCUCUGCAAUCGCUGUUUUCAAUGAUUUGUGAGCCGACUGGUGACAAAAUGCACGGCUAAUCUGUGGACAUGUCUGUACAUUAUAUGUACCCGGAAGUCUGGAUUGUUCUGCUGCUUAUGUUUAGCUGUAGGCUGUCAACCUUUUAGUCGGGCGCGCUUGUUAGCCGCGUUAGCUCGGUUAGCUCCGUUAGCUGUCAGUUCGUUGUUUUUUUUUUCUCUCUGUCUUGAAAAAGCGUCACUUUCUUUCAAAUCACAUGAGUGUGUCUUUGGUCGUCAUCCGUCUGGAAUUAGCCGAGCAGUCUCCCUCUCCUCAGGAUUUUCAAUACUCCGCUAUUGAAGGCAUGUCCGAGGAGGAGCUGCAGGACAAAGCUUUGGGUUUAGCCAAACAUGCACUGAGUGGAAAGUCAGAGCUGGAGAGAGUAGCCGUGCUGCACCAGCACAUCGGCAGCAGAGCCAUGGGGGAUAUGGUGAUUGAGACGUUUGAACCCAGUCCAGAUAAAGGAGGAGGUGAGGAGCAGAGCAAAGCAGGAGCUGAGGCUUCUCGGGGAACGACAGGUUCUCUUCAGGAGGUGACAGCUUCUCAGGACAAAGAAGGCGCUCCGGGCACCGUUCCAGACUCUCCAUCCAAACAGCUACCCGAUCAGAUCUCCUUCUUCAGUGGAAACCCGUCCGUGGAGAUCAUCCAUGGCAUCAUGCACCUCUAUAAGACCAAUAAAAUGACGUCUCUAACUGAAGACGUGCGGCGCAGUGCAAUGGUCUGCAUCCUCACCGUCCCAGCCACCAUGACCAGCCACGACCUGAUGAAACUGAUGGCGCCAUUCAACGAUGUGAUGGAGCACAUGAAGAUCAUCAGGGACUCCACGCCCAACCAGUACAUGGUUCUGAUCAAGUUCUGCACGCAGGCGGACGCUGACAGUUUCUACACGGCGUGUAACGGCCGUCAGUUCAACUCCAUCGAGGAGGCGGUGUGCCAGCUGGUGUACGUGGAGCGAGCUGAGGUCAUCAGGUCCCAGGAGGGAGCCAGCCUGCCAGUCAUGGAGCUGACAGAACUUCCCAAGUGCACGGUCUGUCUUGAGCGGAUGGACGAAUCGGUCAACGGGAUCCUCACCACGCUUUGUAACCACAGCUUCCACAGUCAGUGUCUGCAGCGCUGGGAGGAUGCCUCCUGUCCAGUUUGCCGCUACUGCCAAACCCCGGAGCCGGUGGAGGAGAACAAAUGCUUUGAGUGCGGCGUGCAGGAGAACCUGUGGAUCUGUCUGAUCUGCGGACACAUCGGCUGUGGUCGCUAUGUCAGCCGCCACGCCUACAAGCACUUUGAGGAAACUCAGCAUACAUACGCCAUGCAGCUCACCAACCACCGUGUCUGGGACUAUGCAGGAGAUAAUUAUGUCCACCGACUCGUGGCCAGUAAGACUGACGGGAAAAUGGUGCAGUAUGAAUGUGAAGGAGACACGUGCCAAGCAGAGAAGAUUGACGCUCUCCAGCUGGAGUACUCGUACCUGCUGACCAGCCAGCUCGAGUCUCAGAGGAUUUACUGGGAGAAUAAGAUUGUUCACCUGGAGAAGGAGACUGCUGAGGAGAUAAACAACAUGAAGGCCAAAUUUAAGGAGACGCUGGAGCGCUGUGAUAACCUGGAGCGACGCUUAGGGGAGAUAACCAAAGACAAGCAGGCUGUCGAGAAGAAGUGCACUCAGCUGAGCUCCCGGGUGGUGAAACUAAAUCAGGAGCUGAAGGAGGAGCAGGAGAUGAAUCGCUGCCUCCGGGCCAACCAGGCUCAGCUGCAGGCCCAGCUGAGCAACGAGGAGGACAAACGCAAAGAGAGCGGAGAGCACAAAGAUUCAACGAUAGCUGACCUGCAGGAGCAGCUGCGAGAUGUCAUGUUCUAUCUGGAGACACAGCAGCAGAUCCAGCACCUACCCCCAGAGGCUCGCAGUGAGAUCCAGGAGGGACACAUCAACAUCCCGCCCGGGGUCUCGGACGGGGCCCCGGAGGGGGCCAGCUCCUUUGCCGCCAGGGGCCGCCGGGGCCGUGGCAGGAAGAGGAAGUAGAGCAGGGAGCGGAGUAGAUGGAGACUGAAGCAACUGCUCCUCUUGCCACUGUCACUUACCCCACACUCUGUUUCUGCUCUUCAAUGGAAUUGAUUUCAACAGAAACACUUGAGCUGGGGCACUCUUCAAAGCUCUGGUUCCUAUGGUCUUUCUCCUCCAAUCAGAGCCGAGCUGAACGAGACGGCCACACUAACAUUAAAUACCGUAUUUCAACUUCUUUUUAUUCUGUUUGUUUUUGUUUUGUCUGAUUGCACAAAAAUUAGUUCAAUAAAACAGAAAAAGUCCAGAUUUGGAAAAAUAAUCUGAAUUGUUUUCA